This is a messenger RNA of Xylona heveae TC161, 1719 nucleotides long. RefSeq lists its product as hypothetical. The record is from RefSeq and is a predicted model, not a curated record. NCBI's taxonomy places the organism in Eukaryota, Fungi, Ascomycota, Xylonomycetes, Xylonales, Xylonaceae. Bases 1 to 1719 code for a protein of 572 amino acids. The transcript has a single exon.
AUGUCCUCCCGGGGUAACACAAAACGAACCAAAACGGGGUCCAAAGACAAAAAACAAGUUUCAAAAAUAGGAUCCAGGUCGAACAGCAACAGACCAAUUCCAUUCAGGGGAAUAUCAGCAGAAACAUCAGACGGAAGUGGUGCAUCAACAGCUGCUGUCCCUCCAGAGCUUCAGCAACAACUGCUGAAUAUCUUCCGAGACACCUUCACGGACCGAUUCACCGAGGAGCUGCCGGCCCGGCUCCAGGCGGUCAAACAGCAUCUCUACAACCGUGAUUUUGCCAAAGCGUUUGGACCGGCUGAAAAUCUCGAAGCUUACGCUGCACGAUGGAGCCCAAGCCGUGCAUUGGCAUACUGCACUAUUUUUGCAGACCUAUCAGAGUUUUUGGUUCCCUUGGCACUGACAGUCAAUGGUAAUGAUGAACCUGCUUCUGAAGCGUCGUCGAGUCUAGAAUCCCAAACUGCGGGACUGAGCAUUUCAGAGACUCAGCCCAAGAAAAAUGAGCCAGAGAGUUCUACUGUUGACAGCCAGAGGAAAAGAAGAAAGACUCCAAGUCUCAGGAUAUCAUGUCUUGGAGGAGGUGCCGGCGCAGAGGUCGUCGGACUCGCAGGAUAUCAUAAGUAUCUGCGCACAAAUUACAGCCAGAAUAGCACCAGCUCCGCGUUUCUGGAAAAGCAAGUAGAAGAAGACAACGAAGACGGGGAUCAAGAAGAAAUCAAUCUGCACGGGGCCAACGAUCACCGAGAAGAAUCAGAAGAGCAGACGAACAUGGAGAAUCUCCAAAUACACAUCAAAGCCGUGGACAUUGCCGAUUGGGGAGCAAUACUAGAUCGUCUUGAGCAAUCAAUCACUAGCCCGCCAAAGCUCUCGCAGUACGCCUCGGCGGCCGCUCGCGCCGCUGCCGUCCCGCUGAUAUCAACCAAUCAAUCCAAAGGAAACGAGCAAUUCCGGAUAACAUUCAAACAGCAAGACGUUCUUGACCACUCUGCUCGGACAGCCCAGCCCCCUUCUUCUUCUCCUUCUUCUUCAUCUUCCUCUCCAUUGUCCGGAAGCGCCGCUUCCUUAUCCAAGUCUUCAGAAAUACCCACUACAACGACCACAGCACCACCACCACCACCACCACCACAAACAACAGCAACGACAGCAGCGACAACAUCUGAAACCAGCCAGAUCCGCGCCAAAGACACCUACAGCUACUCACGCGCCCAAUCCGCGCGCUUCAACUUCAUCACGCAGGAUACGCACCUCGUCACACUCAUGUUCACGCUCAACGAGCUCUACUCGGCAUCCAUUCCCAAAGCCACGGAACUGCUCAUGACCCUGACGCAUAAUCUGCGCCCAGGCACGUUAUUCCUCGUCGUGGACAGUCCUGGAAGUUACUCCACCUUGUCCUUGGCCAAGAAGACGAAGUCCAAAAAUGCUGGGGCCAGCACUAUAUCAGAGGAAGGAGAGGGAGCAGAAGGAGGAAAGGAAACAAAAGCCUAUCCGAUGAAAUACCUUCUUGACCUUACGCUGCUUCGCGGCGCCUCGGGCGAUGAGCCGAACAAAGGCACACACUGGGAGAAGCUCGUCUCGGAUGAUUCGCGAUGGUUCAGACUCCCAACUGACAGUAACAGCGGCAGUAGCAGUAGCAGUAGCGCUGGAGGCUCAGCGGGGUUGAGAUAUCCGAUUCAGUUGGAGAAUAUGCGCUAUCAGAUCCACCUGUACCGGCGGAUUUAA